GAUGCAAAAGAGGUUUAGGGGUGGGGGGGCGGGGUGGGGGGAGCACGCGCACGAUGCGCUUGCUGCCACAACACGCGGACCGGACUGCCGGCGGCUCUGGUGCCACGCGGAGCAGCAGGGUCGCCUCUUGAAACACGGCAGCCGGAGCAGAGCGCAGACGUGCGGUAUGGCUGGCGCCAGCACAGCAAGGCAGUGCAGGCGCGGGGUGGCAGAACGGCGGCUGCAGAGCACAGGGAGGGGCAGCAGUGUUACCGGAGCAACUGAGCAACUGGCAGCAGCUGGACCUGCGGUGCAGUCUGGCAGGGCAGGGCUGCAGCGGCCUGGACCAAAAGCCGCAGUUUGCAGCCGCACAGUUGUCUGGUUCUCCAGCGGCGGCGGUAGCGGCAGCCAGCACUGGCGCUUGCGUGGACCUAGCUGCGACGGUAGCAUACGUACCGCCCGUUGCAACUCGCGCGGACGCUAUGCAGCACACGGCGGCUUGGCGGCUUGGCUUGUGGCGACUUGGCCCUUGCCGUUGGUAGGCAUCUGGGGGCGACGCAGCGCUUAGCUGUGUGGUGGUCGCCAGCGACAGUGGCUGAUUGGCACAGUUCAGCAGGCUGGCCACGCCGCCACUUGAGCUGGUGUCAGGCUCGUGCAAGCCACCUGCUACCGCUCCUUGGAGCCCACGCGCGUGGCUCCAGAGCCUACGCGUGCGCGUGCUGCUGGCAUGCCAAGGCAGCAGGGACGCGCUGGCGGGAUCGCCGACGACACGCACCAGCUAUUGCUGGGCUGGGUGCUGCGGACAGUGCGGCACGGGCGAUCGGAAGCUGCAAGCACAGGCGCCCCCGCAGCAGCAGUGGCAGCGGCAGCAAUGUCAGGCCAGCUUGCAGCAGCAGCAGCAGCAGCAGCUACAAUGCCUGCGGCCGCGAACUCUGGUGGCACUCAGUGCUAUGGUUCGGCAGCGCGCUCGCAGCUGAUGGGUGUGGUGCACCUGUUGUGCUAGUAGGAUGGCAGGGGCGUGUUCCUUUUCAGCGGGUACAGUGCAUUGGCCCGAAAGCACCAGCAGACAGAGCGCGCGGUGGCCAACAAUGGGGACUCCUGUGGCCAGGCUUUAUAUCAACGCUUUUACGGGGUUUGCACAUGAGUAAAGCCCUAGACAGAUUGUUGGCAGCAGAGGUUUAGCCCGUGUUUGUAGCCUGACCAAACAGGCAAGGGGGGCUAGUCUGCAAUGCGUAAGAUCCUACCUAGCUUAGC
Messenger RNA from Chlamydomonas reinhardtii, 1233 nucleotides. RefSeq lists its product as uncharacterized. The transcript is spliced from 2 exons. NCBI's taxonomy places the organism in Eukaryota, Viridiplantae, Chlorophyta, Chlorophyceae, Chlamydomonadales, Chlamydomonadaceae. The record is from RefSeq and is a predicted model, not a curated record. Bases 707 to 982 code for a protein of 91 amino acids.